GUCAUAGCCUUGAGGCAGAAAACUCUUUGGCUGAGAGGGGCAUGGGGUUGAAUGAUGGCGCUAAUUUGGGGGCUGGCCAUCCCACUGCCAUCUUAUCUCAGCCUUUCACUAUUAUUUGGUCUUCUUGUUUGUGGAUUUUGGGUACUGUUUUUUAGGUAUCAGCAGUUGAAGCAGGUGGCAGCCAAGACAGAGACUUCAGAGCAGGCCCAGAAACUCACAGUUCCACAGUUAGAAAAAAACAUGACGGAUUGCAUCGAAGCUCACAUGACGUGUGUUUCAGGAUUCCCUGUGGGCUGGACCCAGGAAUAUAUACUCUGGUCAAUGGACAGAAGUCUUCAACAGAUCUUCCAACACCUGGAAAAUGCAAGAUCAAGUCUUAUGCAACUGAGUUUGCCUGAACCACCAGAUGCGAUUUCUUCUACCACUUCCUCCGUUCUUGUGGCUCAGGAGGCUGUUCUACCCUAUUGUGACUGCAGAAGGGCAAAAUGUUCCACCAACCACAGCAUCUCCUCUGGAUCAUCAGGCAUCAAUUCCAGACAUUCUCACUUUCCUGCCUUUUCUGAAGGAAAAACCUGGCAAUUCCGGAGCAACAGUUUGCCUGUUUCCCCCAAAAAGCAACCAUCAAUGUUCAAGAACAAAGGCACAUCCCUGCCUCCUUUUCAGUUGUCAGAACCUGAAAAAUCAAAACUUUUACAGAAUUUGGCAACUCUUUCAUCCUUACAAUCUCAAAGUUCUUUUAUCAACUCUAUUUUUGAACCUUUAAAUCUCUGCAAUCAAGAAAAUAUAAAAGAUGCAAGAAGGAGCAAGAGGCAUUUGGCAUCAGACCAUGGGUCAAAUUCAGUUUCCAAGAAGAGACCACAAGUCCCUGGAGAGGCUCCAGUCCGGCUCUCCUCUUUGGCUAGGGGGGAGCUAGAAGGACAUAUGUCUUGGAAAGUUUGUACUUUGCGGGAACAAACAGUACCUCUGCCUGUGAAGGAAUCAUGGGCAUUACUGAAUUACCUAACUGAAGUACAAGAAGGAGUUCCUGAAACAGAAAAAUCUCAAGCCAAGUUAUCUAUGCCCAUUCAUCAAAGCAUAGAGCAAAAUACCAACAAUAAAUCCCCAGACCUUUCAUCAUUUCAGCUCCAUGUGAACAUUGGUGUGGAAUCUGGAUUAAAUAGGACAGAAACAAAAAUUUCACAAUCCUUUAUCUCAGCGAAGCAGUCACAACAUGGGGGUGGCUCCCAAAUUGUUGAAUCCAAGACUUCAUUUAUGUCAAUGGGCACUCCACCUCCCAGAAGUUUAGGAGUAAACAUAAUUGAAGAGGAAAACACUGUAUUGAACAAGGACCCAAAACACAUGCUAGAGCUUAGUAUAGAGCAGAAGGUCAUAGAUCUUAUAGAAGAAAAGCUACAGCAGCAUAAGACACAAGUGACUAAUGUGGAGUUGACCCAAAAGCUACCAUAUCAAGUCACAGAUAACUUAAGGGUAACUCCACUGGCAUUGUUACAGGUCAUGAAUUCAAUGGGGAUGAUUCCAGAAUCACACCCAGAAGCAACCGAAUCAGAUCAAGUUGUGAAACCAACAGAAGCCAUGGAAAGAGUGAGCAUAACCCCAAAACCAUCAAAUCAAAUCACUGAAUCCAUUGAGGUAACCUCAAAUCCUCAGCACCGAGUUAUGGAGUCAAAGAGGAAGGCCUCAGGAGUGUUGAAUCAAGUCACAGAUAAUGUGAAGGUAACUCCUGUAGCAUUGCUUCAAGUCAUGGGAUCUAUGGGGAUUAACAAAUCACAUCCACAUAUCACAGAAACAGUGGGAAUGACCCCAAGGACACCACAAUGUCACGUAAUGGAGUCAGAGAAGAUGGACACAUUGUUGGACCAUCAAGCCAUAAAACCAGAACAGCUGAGUCCAAGGCUACCACAUUCAGUCAUGGAAACUGUUGGAAUGUCUCCAGGGACACAGCAUAAAGUCAUGGAACCAAUGAGCAUGACCUUAGGGUCAUAUAGUCAAGCAAUGGAACAAGUAAAGAUGAAUCCAGGACUAAUAUAUCAGAACAAAAAAUUGUUGGAAAUGAUUUCAACACCACCACAUGAAGUCAUGGAUUACAAAAUAACUCCAGUGGCAUUAUUACAAGCCAUGGACGUCAUGGGGAUAACUCCACCAGCACAGGCACAUGCUAUAGAAUCUGGGGAUUUGACUCCAUUUUCACAGCCACAAAUUGAAAAUCUAACCCCAAUGCCAACUGAACCAGAUGUUUUAACUUGUUACUCUGGCUUUCCCACUUCUACUGCGCCACUAGGAACUGUUGAAUCUGGAGGUUUACCUCCAAAGCUACCAUCUAAAGUCAUGGAAUCAGCAAGGAUGAUUAUAACGCGAUCACAUCAAUCUACACAUUCUCUAAAGACAACUCCAACAGCACUGUGGGCACCCAUGGAAAUGAUUACAGCACCACAGUCACAAGUUGUAGAAUCUCAAGAUUUGACCCCAGGGCCAAUAUCUCAAGUCAAGGAAUCUAAGGAAUUGACUCCAUGGUUACAGAUUCAAGAACUAAACUCUGUGGCGGUGACUCCACAACCCUAUCACCAAGCCACUGAGUCUUCAGCAUUAGCCCCAGAACUUCAUCAGGUCAUAGAUCCUUCCAGAUUGACCCCGCAGCAUCAAAUCCUAGAAUAUUCAGAGAGGAGCCCAAGGUUAAAGCAUAAAGUUAUAGAAAAUAUAGAGUUGACCUCUGACACAUGGGUACACAUGGGGAAAUUUAUACAGUUGACAGAUUCACAGCACCAAAUAAUAGAAUCAUUAGGGACAAUCCCAGGGUCACCAAGUCAAGGUACAGAAUCUAUAGGAAUACGACAAAAUCUACCACAUCAAGUCACAGAAUCUCCAGUACUGACUACUACAUCCCUGUUUCAAGGUGUGAAACAUAUGGGGGUGAAGCCAAUGCCACAACUUGAGGUUAUGGAUUGUUUGAAGCUAUCUCCAGAAUUGCAAAAUGUAAAAUCUGAGAGCCUGGCCCUGGAACCAAAGUUGCAAAGUAUGAAAUCUACAGACAUAACCACAGGUUUAGAUUCACAAAUGGUAAAACAUAGACAGAUUAUCCCAACUGUGGAAACUGUAGAUUUAGCCCCAGAACAUCAACAGGAGAGUGCAAAAUUGGAGGAAUUAGCUCCCACAUUACAACUACAAAGUGGGAAAUAUGUGCAGUCAGCCCCAACGUCUCCGUUUCAAGGUGUGAAAUCUAUCCAACUGACCCUAGGACCACAACUGAAAACUGUAAAAUCUGCUGGGUUAGCUUCAGCACCACAGUUGCAGAGUAGGACAUCUAUAGACUUGACCACCAGUUCACAGAUUCAAGGUAUGGAAUAUGUUCAUUUGGCCCUACCAUCAGAGUUUCAAGGUCUAAAUGCUAUGGAGUUGACGCUAAGACCACUAUCAGAAGACAGAAAAUCUGUAGAGUUGGCCCCAAAGCCAUGGUUACAAAAUAUGAGAUCUGAGAAGGGAGUCCCAGGACUACUGUUUGAAGAUGUGAACACUCCUCAGAUGGGAAAAUAUGGGAAUGCAAUUCCUGAGACACAGGUGCAAGGGAUGAGACAUGGGGAACAGAUCUCAGGGAUACACUUUGAAGCAGUAAAAUCUGUAGACAUGAAUUCAAAAUCAAAUCAUCAAGUUAUAGAAUGUGAAGGACUGACCCCAUGGCAUCAAGCUUCAGAAUAUUCAGCGAUGAUUUCAGAGCCAGAAUAUCAAGAAACAAAAGCAAAUUUGACCUCUGACAAUCAUCACCAAGUGAAAGAAUCCAUUGGGUUGACACAGGUGUCUUCAGGAAUUACCCCAGGGCUAUUAAGUCAAACUUCAGAAUCUAUGGAGAUGAGCUCAAUGUCAUUCCAGUGCACUUCAGAAAAAACACCCCAACUUGUAAAAGCGAUGGGGGAGACUUUAGAGUCACAACACACACAAAAAGAAUCUCUGGAUUUGAUACCAGGAUUAGAGAUGCAGAGUGUGAGAUUAGAGGUGUUGGCCCCACAGCCACAGUCCCAGAGUAUGGUUGUUCAUCUGAAACUAGGACCAUGUUCAAAAGGUACUGAUUUGUCAAAGAUACCCCUCCAGUCAGACUAUAAUGACACAGAAACUGUGGGGACGGAAUUGCCUCAAGUUGAUAAAGGCCUGGGGACCAUUCUAGAACCACCAUAUUCAGAAACAAGAUCUCUGGAGUUGACUCUAGGACUAGGGAUGGGAUAUGAGAAUUCAGAGUCACUACAGCAAAAUUUGAAACCUGUGGAAACAAGCUCUGAGUCAUCCCCCAUCAUGGCAGGCUAUGAAAAGUUAAGUACAGAACCAAAACCGCAUGUUAUGGACUUGACCCCAGAGGCACAGAUCCCGGGAGUCAAGUCUGGUCAAUUGGAUCCAGAGUCACAGCCACAAGAAGCAAAAUAUGUUAAUUUAAUCAAACAAUCAACAAUAGGAGUGGUAGGAUCUGAGAAACUGACACCAGGGUCAGUACAGCAAAGUGAGUUACUGGGGGAAUUGAACAAGGGGGCACAGUUCCAAAAUCUAAGCCCAUGGCAGCCAACUCUCACAUCUUGUGAACUGACUCCAGGGCCACAGUUGCAAAGUGUCAGAUUUUCAAAGCCAUCUCCAGGGCCACUUUUAAAAGGAGAAAAACCUGUAGAUUUAAUCUCAGGGCCCACCCAUCAUGACAUGAAAUCUGAUGAAUUGAUCCCAGAUUCCUCAAUGCAAGAAAGUGAAUUGUCAGGGUCAAAGCAUCAAAGUAUCAAAUUUGAACAGCUGAUUCCAGAAUCACAACCCGAAGGUAUGAGAUUUGUGGAACUAAGCCCAGGACCAGGCUUGCAAGACAUCAAAUCUUCUGAAUUGACUUCAGGGCCAAAGCUUCAAGGUGUCAAGUUUGGGGAGGACAUCCCAAGAUUAAUAGUUUGUGAUGUGAAUUCUGUGCAGGGGACUCCAGAGUUAGGCCUGCAUGAUUCCAAAUUAGUGAAGAUGUCUCCAGGGUUUCAAGAUAUGAAACAGGCUGGGCUUAACUCAGGGCCAUGCUUACAAGAUGUCAAAUUUUUUGAUCUGACACCUCCAGGAACUCAACCUCAAGGUGUGACAUCUUCUGAGUUAAGCUCAGGGCCACAGCUCCAAGGUGUGAAAUUUUUGGAGUUGGCUUCAGAGCCUGAGAGGCAAGGGGUAACAUCUGCUGAAUCAACCCCAAGACCAGAGAAGCAAGGGAUUAAAUUGGAAUUGUUAGAACCAGAGUCACUGUUAAAAGGUAUAAAACUUGUAAUGGUGAACCAAGUGCCAAACGUUGCGGGUAAAAUUUCUUAUAAACUCAUUUCAGAGCCACGGAAAACAGGUAUAGAAUCUAUUGAGUUGAUUCCUGCACCACAUUUGCCAAAGGUAAACCAUUCCGAGUUGACCAGAAGACAAAAGUUACAAGACAAGAAAUCUGAAUUGAUCCAAGGAUCAAAGAUGAAAGUUAUAAAACUUGUGGAGCAGACCCUGGUCUCAAAACUGCAAAGUUUAAAAUCUGAGAAGGUGACUGUAGAGCCACAGGUAGAUAAUACAAAAUCUGUAGAGAUAACCCUAGUCUCAAAAUUUCAAGGUUUAAAACCUGAGAAGCUUACCACAGAAUCACAGCUAACAAAUAAGAAAUCUGUGGUGCUAAGUCCAGGACCAAAGUUAGGAGGUAUAAAAUCUAUGCAGUUAACACCAAAACCAAAGCUAGGAGACAUCAACUCUAUGGUGUUAACCCCAGGGCCACAGGCAGGAGGUGUGAAACCUGGGAAGCUGAUCCCAGGCUCAGAGCAUCAAGGUUUAAAAUCUGAUUUGCUGACAUCAGCAUUACCAUUGGAAGAUGUGAAAUCUGUGGGAUUAACUCUAGGGCCAUGUCUGGAAAGCACAAUAUCUAAGGAGAAAACCCGGAGUCCACAGCCAGAAGGUUUCAAAUCUGUGGAGAUACUCUUGGGAUCACACAUAGAUGUCAAAUCUGUAGAAACUAGCCCUGAUUGCAAGCUUGAAGGUGUGAAAUCUAUGGAAUUGACCCCAAGUUCAAGAAUUCUAGAUUUGAAAACUGUGGAGUUGGUCCCAGGUACACAACUGCAAGAUGCAAAAGCUGUGGAACUGAAACUUGGGCCAGAGAUGCAAAGUGAGAAUUACGCAGCAUUUGUACCAGAGCCAUUGCUUCCAGGUGUUAAAUCCCAAGUGCAAGCCAUGAAACCUAAGGAAUUGAUUUCAGAGUCACAAAUGCAAGAUGUACAAGUUGUGGAGAUGACUCCAAGUUUAAAGCUCCAAAGUUUAAAAUCUGUAAAGAGCACUCCCGAUCCACAGCUGCAAUGCGAAAAAUCUGUGAUGUUGACCUCAAGGCUAAGGAAGCAAGUAGUAAAGUCUGUGAAUAUAACCAGAAAUCAAGGGUUUCAAGGAGCCACAUCUGUGGAUUUAACCCCAAUGCAACCAUUUCAAGAGAGUACACCUAUGGAUUUAACUCCUGGGUCUGAACAGUACAGUCAGAUAUCUACAAACUCACCAGAGUGGAAAUGUGUGAAUUCAGAGCAAUUGAAUAGAGGGUCUCAGUCAGAAGGGGCAAUGUCUUUGGAGUUAAUUCCGGAGCCAAAAUCUAAAGAUGUAGAUCUCAGCUGUGAACUACAAUCGAGAGAUAUUAAAUCACUGGAGUUGGCUCCAGAACCAAAUAUCCAGGAUUUAAAAGCUAAAGAGUUUGAAUGUGAACCACAGUUACAAACUAUGAAAUCCCCCAAGUUGACCCUGGGAUCACAGUUGCACCAAGUGAAACCUCUGGUAUUAAUUUCAGAGCUACAGACUGAAGGUAUAAAAACCGUGCAAUCAAAUGAGGAGCCACAGAGUGGAAGUAAGAAAUCCAUUAAGUGGAUACCAGGGCCUGAGUUCCAGCGGGUGAAAUCUGUAGGCUUAGAUCUUGGGUCGCAAUCUCGAGUCGUCAGACUGGCAGAGUUUAAACCUUCCAUGAAGUUGGGAGGUGUGCAGUCAUCUGAAUUGACUGUAGGGCACAAACUUCAAGAUGUAAAAUCUACGGAGUUUAACUGUGGGCCAGAAUCGCAGGGCGUGAAAACCCCUGAGACGUCCCCAGGAUCACAGCUGCAAACAGAGAAAAUGUUGACAUCGAAUUCAGAGCCACAGCUUCGAGGUGUGAAAACCGCAGGGUUAAAUCAAGAGCCACACCUUGGAAGUACAAAGUCUAUUCAGUGGAUACCAGGCCUUGAGUUCCAAGAUGUGAAAUCUGUAGGAUCAAAUCUUAGGUCACAAACUUUAUGUGUCAAACCUGCAGAUCUGAAACAUACUAUACAGUUAGAAAGUGUGACAUCACCUGAAUUCACUGUAGGGUCCAAACCUCAAGGUAUAAAACCUGUGGAGUGUAAGUGCUGGCCACAGUUCCACUGUGUGAAAACUCCUGAGUUGUCCUCAGCACCAGAGCUGCAAAAAGGUAAAAGCUUGGCUUCAGCCUCAGAGCCACAGCUUCAAUGUACAGAAACUGUGGAACUAAACCAAAAGCCACAGCUUGGAAGUAUGAAAUCUGUCCAGUGGAUAUCGGCACCUGAGUUCCAAAGUAUAAAAUCUGUAGGGUUCAAUACUGGGACACAGUCUCUCAGUGUCAAGCCUGCAGAUCUGAAGUGUUCAACACAGUUAAAAAGUAUGAAGUCAGCUGAAUUGACUGUAGGGUCCAAACUUCAAGGCGUAAAAUCCGUGGAGAGUAACUGUGGGCCACAGAUGCCAUGUGUGAAAACCCCUGAUUUGUCUCUUGGAUCAGAGCUGAAAAAAGAUAAAGUUUUGGCAUUGACCUCAGAGCCACAGCUUCAAUGUACAGAAACUAUGGAAUUAAACCAAGGGCCACAGCUUGGAAGUAUGAAAUCUGUCCAGUGGAUAUCGGCACCUGAGUUCCAAGGUAUAAAAUCUGUAGGGUUCAAUACUAGGACACAAUCUCUCAGUGUCAAGCCUGCAGAUCUGAAGUGUUCAACACAGUUAGAAAGUGUGAAGUCAGCUGAAUUGACUGUAGGAUCCAAACUUAAAGAUGUAAAAUCUAUGAAAUGCAACUGUGGGCCACAGUUGCAGUGUGUGAAAAUCUCUGAGUUGUGCCCAGCACCAGAGCUGCAAAAAGGGAAAAUUUUGGCAUCAACUUCAGAGCCACAGCUUCAAUGUACAAAAACUUGGGGAUUAAACCAAGGGCCACAGCUUGGAAGUAUGAAAUGCAUUCAGUGGAUACCAGGAUCUGAGUUCCAGGGUAUGAAAUCUGUAGGGUUAAAUCUUGGGUCACAAUCUGUAGGUGUCAGAUCUGCAGAUUUGAAGCAGUUGAUAGCGUUGGAAAGUGUGAAGUCAUCUAAAUUGACUAUGGGGCCCAAAUUUCAAGCUGCAAAAUUUAUGGAGUGUAACUGUAGACCACAAUUGCAGCAUGUGAAAAUCCCCGAGUUGUCCCCAGUACCAGAGCUACAAAAGAGGAAAAUUGUGGCAUCGACCUCAGAACCACAGCUUCAUUGUACAGAAACUGGGGAAUUAAACCAAGGGCCACAGCUUGGAAGUAUGAAAUCUGUCCAGGGUAUGCCAGGACCAGAGUUCCCAGCUACAAAAACUGUGCUAAAUCUUGGUUCAGAAUCUCAAAGUCUCAGAACUGUACAAUUGAAACCUUCAACACAGUUAAGAGAUAUGAAGUCAUCUGAGUUGAUUCCAAGGCCAAAGCUCCAAGAUAUUAAACCUUUGACAUCAUUCUGGGAACAUCAACCUCAAGGAUUCAAACUAAUUGAUUUGAAACCUAGGCUACAGUUGAGAAGUAUGAAGUCAGGUGACCCGGUUUCAAGAUCAAAGUUCUGUAAUAUAAAAUCUAUGAAAUUCAAACCUGGGCUACCUUUGCAAGAUAUGACAUCUCCUGAGUUGACCCCAGGACUACAGUUGCAAGAAAUUAAACCUCUAGAGUCAUCCCCUGGAACACAGCUUCAAGGAAUGACGUCUUUAGGGUUUACACAGGGGCCAAAGCUUCCAGAAGUGGAAUGUGGGGUAUUUAACAAAGGAUCACAAUUACACAGUGAUAAAGCUGUAGAAUUGAACUCCCCACUAUACUUGGAAGGUAUAAGAGCGCUUGAGUUGGCUCUUCAGAUGAAGCCUCAAGGUGUGAAAUCUGAGGAACUUAACUCUGGGCUCCAGCAGCAAGGUGUAACAUCUUUUAAGUUGACUCCUGAGACAACACAUCAAGAAACAAAAUUUACAGAGUUAAGCUCCAGCUCACAGUUGAAAAGUAUACCAUUUCCUGAUUUGAUCAAGGGGAUCAAGAUUCGAGGUGUCAAAUCUACAGACUUCAAACCUGGGCCAUGGUUGCAAGAUGUGAAAUCUUGUGAGUCAAUGCCAAGCACAAAGCUUCAGGAAGUGAAAUUGCUGGAAUCCACCUCAGGUCCACAGCUGCAAGAUGUGAAAUCUUCUAGGUUGAUCGUGGGUAUAGAGCUUAAAGAUGAAAAAUGUAUGGGUUUCUCUUCUGGACCACAAUUACAAAGUGUGAGAUCUUCUCCAGUGAUUCCAGGGAGAAAACUUCGAAGAAGAAAUUUUGUAGAAUUCAAACUUAGACCAAAGUUACAAGGUGAUUUGACUCUGAGGAGGAAGCUUCCAGAUAUGAAAUCUGUGAAACUGAAUUCAAGCCCACAGUUACAAGACAGAAAAUCUCCCGAGCAGAUAAUGAACAUAAAGCUCCAGGGUGUAAAAUCUAUGGAUUUCAGUUCUCAAACACACCUUAAAGGAAUGAAAUCCUCUGAGGCAAUACAAAAGACAAAACCUCAAGAUACAAAAUCAGUGGACUUCAACUCUGAACCACAAAGUGAAAAAUCUUCUGAGUUUAUUCAAGGGACAAAGCUUCAAGAUGUGAACCAUGGCCCAGUGUUACGAAGUAUGACAUCCUCAGAAUUAACACCAGAAAUAAAGCUUAAAAGUGGGGAGUGUGUGGAGUUUAGCUCAGGCCCACAGUUGCAAGAUGUUAAAUAUUCCAAGUUGAUUCUGGGUACAAAGAUUCAGGAUGCAAAAUCUAUGGAGUUCAGUUCUGGACCACCCUUGCACAGUGUGAAAUCUUCUGAAGUGGUCCCAGGGUCAGAGAUGCAAAAAGCAAAACCUCUGGGAUUCAUGCUGGGGCCACUGUGGCACAACAUGACAUCUUUAGCGUUGACAUUAAGUAAGGUACAAGAUAAGAAAUAUAUGGGGUCCAACUCAGCUCUACAAUUACCAGAUAGGAAAUCUAUGUGGACACCAGAGAGCCACCCUCAACAAGAAAUGAAACUCAUGGGAUUCGAUCCUGGGACAAAGUUACAUAGUAUCAAAUCUGAGUCAACAAACCUGCAAACAAUGGAUUCUACUGAGGUCAAUCUUAACAAAGAAUCGCAGGUUGCAAAACUCUCUAAUUUGGCCUUGGAAUCAAAGAUUCAUGGGAGGCUACCUUCUGAAUUCGAUGCUGGAAAGCAGCAGCAAGAUGAGAAAUCUUGUAAAUGUAUUCAAGGGCCAGAGUUUCAAAGUGAAAAAUGUAUGGUGUUUAAUCAAGGGCCACAUUUACAACAAAAGAAAUCUUCUGAAUUAUGUGAAGGAACAAAGUUUCAAGGUGUUAAAGCUAUGGACUUCAAUUCUGAGCAACAGCUGCAAGAAGUGAAAUCUCUUGAGUUAUGCCUGGGAACAAAGCUUCAAGGUAUGGGGUGUUUAGACUUUCACCCUGGGCCAAAGCUUCAAGGGACAAAAUAUGAUCAACCUCUGAAAUUCGAGCAUGUACCUAAAUUGCAAGCAGAGAAACCACCUGAACUAAAUCCAAGGCCACAGAUUCAGUGUAAAAACUUAAUGACAUUCAACACUGGGUCACAGUUACAAGAUGUAAAAUCUUUUGAGUUGAACCCUAAGUCAGAUCAAGGAAUAAAACCUGAAGUGUUCUGCCUUGGACCACAUUUGCAAGGUGUGAAUUCUGCUGCAUCCAUUCCAGAGCCACAGUGUCAGCGUGUAAACUCUACUGGAUGCAACCCUAGACCCUAUUUACUAGAUGUUAAUUCUUCUGCAUCCAUCUCAGGCCUAGAGCUUCAGUGCGUAAACUCAACUGGGUGCAACCCUGGGCCAUGUGUACAAAGCAUGAAUUCUUCUGCAUUCACUCCAGGGACACAACGUCAAUGUGUAAAUUCUACUGGUUGUAACUCCAGACCGCAUUUUCAAGGCAUGAAUUCUUUGGCAUGUACUCCAGAGCCACAACUUCAAUGUGGCAACUCUAGUGGGUGCCAACCUGGACCACACUUGCAAGGCGUAAUCUCCUCCACAUGCAAUCCAGGGCUACAACAUCAGUGUGUAAAUUCUACUGGGUGCCACCCUGAGCCACAUUUGCAAGAUGUGAAAUCUUCUGCAUGCAGUCCAGGGCCACAACAUCAGUGUGGCAACUCUAGUGGGUGCCACCCUGAGCCACAUUUGCAAGAUAUGAAUUCUUCUGUGUGCAGCCCAGGGUCACAACAUCAGUGUGUAAAUUCUACCGGGUGCCACCCUGGGCCACAAUUGCAAGGUGUGAAAUUUUCUGCAUGCAGUCCAGGGCCACAACAUCAAUGUGGCAACUCUAGUGGAUGCCACCCUGAGCUACAUUUGCAAGAUAUGAAUUCUUCUGUGUGCAGCCCAGAGCUACAACAUCUGUGUGUAAAUUCUACCGGGUGCUACCCUGGGCCACAUUUGCAAGGUGUGAAAUGCUCUGAGCAGACUCAAGAGCCAAAGUUUCUAGAUGUAGAACCUAUGGAAUGUAACUCUGGGCCACCAAGGCAGUAUAUGAAUUCUUCUGAGUUAAAUCUAAAGCCAAAACCACACUGUAUAAAUUCCAUGGGAUGUAAACCUGAGUCACACUUGCAAGGUGUACAUUCUUUGGAACCGACUUCAUGGAUGAAAUGUCAAGGUAUGAGAUCUUCUGAGUUGCGUCCAGGGCCAGAGCUUCAAGGCACAGAAUCAGUUGUGUUCAACCCUGUGUAUCAUUUACAAGAUGUAAAAUAUGUAUUGACUCCAGGGACAAAGUCUGAAGGUACAAUGCCAAUGGAGUUCAAAUGUGGCCCACGGAAGCAAGGAAAAAAUUCUUCUGAGUUGAAUUCAGAGUCAAAACUUCAAUGCAUGCAUUCUAUAAAGCUUAAUCCAGGUCCACAAGUACAAGGGAUAAAACCCUCUGAAUUGAACCUGGGGUCCGAAUCUCAAAAUAAAAAAUCCAUUCUAUGCAACUCUAGACCACACUUGCAAGAUGGGAAACCCUCUGAGUUAACUCCAGGGACAAACUUUCAAGGAGUCCAAUCUAUAGAGAACCACCUUGGGUCCCAGCAGCAAGUUACGCAACCUAUGUUCACUUUGGGUCCUCGGUUGAAUGUGAAAUCUGUGCUGUUUUUACCAGAGCCACUGCUUGAAGAUGUAAAGUCUGCAGAGAUGAACAAACAGCCAUUGCUUUGUGGUGAAAAUUCUGUGAAACUGAUUCCAGGCUCUAGGCUUCAGGACUUGAAAUGUGAACUGUUUGUACUAGAGCCAUAUUUUAAAAAAGUAAAAUCUGUGGAGUUAAAUACAGAACCGCAUCCUCCAGGUGUGAAUUCUGAGGAGUUGCCUUCGCACCUCAGGCAGCAGAAUAUGGGAUCUAUGGUGUUUGUACCCAAGCCAUGUUUUCAAGAUUUGACAUCUCUAGAGUUGAAACUAAGGCCACAGUCUCAAGAUGUGAAUUCUAAGAAGCUGAUUUCUUGUAUCAGUGAGAAAUCUACAGUGUUUAUAUCAAAGCCACAUUCUCAAGAUGUAAAGUCAAACUUAUGGCCACAAUCUCAAAAUGUGAAUUCUUUACGGUUGACAUCAUGCCUCAGGUCACAAUGUAUUAAAUCUGUGGUUGUUACACCAAAGUCAUGUUUUCAAAAUGUAAAACCUGUGGAGCUGAGUCCAGGGUCCCAUCAGCCAGGUAUAAAUUACCAAGAAUUGAUUUCAGGUCAGCAAGGUGUUAAAUCAGAGGCGAUGGCACCAGCGUCAAGCAGCAAGUUCUUACCAGGACCAAUAUUGACUAGUGUUAAAUUCUCAGAUUUGCCUGCAGAAUCACAGCAGCAGCGAGUGAAAUCUUCGGAGUGUACUCCAGAGCCAAAAUUACAAAGCAUAAAACAUGUAAAAUUGUCUUCAGUAUCUCUGCAGCAAACUGUAAAGUCUGUGCAGUUAGCACAGCCACCAAUUCAAAGAGUGAAAUCUGAGGAGCAAACUCUAAGAAAAAGUUGUCAAGUCACAGAAUCCUCUGAAAUAAUCCCUAAACCACAAAAUCAGUUUGUAGAAUAUGUAGAGAUGAUCCCAAAGCCAAGGCAUCAAGUCCUUAAAUCUGUGAAUUUGACUUCAGUACCAAUUAAUGAAACCACAGAGUCUUCAGAAAUGGCAAAAGGGUUGGCACAUACAAGAUUAGAAACUAUAGAUAAAACCAUGAGGUUGACCCCAAAGCCUACAGGCAAAGCCAUGGAAUCUUCAGGUGUACCUCUACAAUUAGGUCUUCAAGUGCCAGAAUUUGGUGAUCUUACUCUGAUGCUAAGGGGUCAGGGCUCAAAAUCCUUGGACUUAACCCCAGGGAAAAGCAACCAAAUUCCAGAAACUCUGGCAUUGCUCUCUCAGUCAUGUCCUCAGGUUAAGGAUUUGGAGAAGUUUUAUAAAAGACCACUGCAGCAAGUUGUGAAAUCUGAAAGGAUGACUCCAGAAUGCAAACAUCACAUUCCAGAAGCUAUGGGGUUGACUUCUAUACCAAGGUUGCAAGGGAAAGAAUUCCUUGGAAUGACUCCAAAACCAAUAAAUCAAACCACUGAUUGUGCAGAGAGAGCUCCAAGGCCCUAUCCUCAAGAUUUAGAACCUGCUGGGGUAAUAUCUGAGAAAAGAUGGCAAAAUGAAGAAUCUGUAGUAUUGAUUCCAAAGUCAUUUCAUCAUACCCCAGAUUCUACUUCAUGGAUGACACCAGGACUAGGAUAUCAUGCUGUAGAGUUAACUUCUGAGACAGGGCUGCAAGUGAAGGGACCUAAAGAAUUUAUCCCAAGGUCACAGCAUUAUUUGGGCUCUUCAAGGCUAACAUUAGGGUUAGGACAUCAAGUCUCAGAAUCUCUAAGUUUGACCUCUAAGCAGAAGCUGCAAAUGGAGGAAUCUUUAGAGUUGCCCCCAAAGCAAGAAAGUCAAGCUAUGGGACAUGCAGAAUCCAUGGAGCUCACCUCUGACACAUGGCAGCAAGGAGAGGUAUCAAAGAGCCUAAGACAGUCACAGAAUCAAAAUAUGAAACAUUCAGGACCAUUGGAUAAAAUUAUAAAAUUUGUAAAGGUUAGUCCAAAGCCACUAUAUCAAGUCACAGAAUCUGCAAGGGCACAGCAAGUUGCUCAAUCAGUAGGAACAAUAUCAGUUCCUCCCCCACAAAUUGUUGUAUCUGUGAAAGCGAUCCAUGGACCACCAGUGCAAGUUGUAAAAUCUGUGACAACACCACAAACAACACUUCAAGUGGAAGAAAAUGUUAAGUUAACCCCAAAGCUUCAAAAUGUGAGAGCUUCAGAGUUUACCUCAAGGCUAUGGUUACAAAACAUGAGAUCUAAGAAAUUAAACACAGAGCCAACACACCACAUUUUGGAAACAAUGGAGUGCACAGGGUUUCAAAUCAUAAAGACUGUAUUAACACCAGGGCCAUUACUUCAAACUGUGAAAUCUGAGAAAUUAUCACCUGGACCAAUUCCUCAGGUUGUAGAACCAACAGGAGUAGCUCUAAGAUCAGGGCUUGAUGUAAUAGAUUGUUUGGAUUUACUCCCAAGGCCAUAUUUUCAAGAACUGGUAAAACCUGUAGAAUUAACUCCAAGGUCAAAUAUUCAAGUGAAAUCUGAAAAAUCAACCUCACAACAAACAUCUCCACUUGAGAAGCUUACAAUAAUGACUCAUGAACAAAAGCUUCAAGCUGUGAAAUCUAUGGGAAUAAAAAUUGAGUAUCCUAAAGUCAUGGAAUCUGAAGAUUUGGAUGGAAGACAGAUGUGUCAGAAUAGCGACUCUGAGGAAUUAAUGUCUGAGAAAGAGUUGCAAAUAGGGAAUGAUUUCAGUAAUUUCCCACACAGCUCUUCAACAUCACUUAUUUCAAGCUCUGUCAGAACAUCUGAAUUAGGAAGUCUUCAGCAAUCUGGGAUGCUAGGUGUACCAACAACUUUGGAUAUAAAAAACUUCAGGACAGAUAUUUUGCAGCCUGAAGAGUCCUGUACAGAUCCUACAAUGAUACAGUCUCCUAUCCUCCCAUCAGCCCUUCAUAAUCAACCCUAUGAUAAGACAACUAGUUCUAUGGAAACUCCAUGUCCUGAGAUCCCAGGAGAGGAUGUAAUAUCCAAGGAGAGAAUUAAAAGGAAGCAACUAGAGGAGUUAGAGAACUCACUACAGAAUCUCUCCCGACAUCUACCACAAAGCUGGAGGUCACCACCUAGGACAUUUCAAGGGGGACCAGGGGGUCAAAAAGGCCCUACCUCGUCUUUCCUGGGCAGACGACAGAAUGUCUGGGAGAAUCAUGCCUGUAUGCAGCGACUACCUAGAAAAUAUCUUUCUACUAUGCUAAUGCUAGGGAAUGUCUUGGGGACCACUAUGGAGAAGAAGCUUUGUUCUCGAACAUGCUUAGCAGAAAGAGUCACUGCAGAUACCUGUCAAUCUGUUCAGAAUUUAUUUGGGGUUCCAGCUGAACUGAUGGAAUUUUCUCAGAGUCUCCUAGAGAAGGGUCCUGGUGCUGUUUCUCAGCCUUCAGUGGUCAAAACCUACAUUCAGAGGCACACUUUAUGCCCUGGUCAUGAGAAAAGAAUGACCUUAAGGAUGUGGACACGUGGCUCCACAUCUUCCAUAAUACAACAAUACUCUGGGACUAGAUUUGGAAUAAAGAAAACAAACUCAAGGCUCAGUGAUACAUCCCAGGAAGUCAUUCAGCACAUGGCUAUCUCAUGUGCAGAGGGCCAGCCUCCUGACCCAGUAAAGUCAGAGUCUUCCCUCAGGAUAUUUUACAAAAGGGAAGAGCCUGUCCCUGUGGAAGAGAGCGAGAACUCACAGAGUGACUCAGAAACAAGGACUUUUGAGUCUCAACACUCUCUAAAGCCAAGUUAUCUUCCCCAGGCCAAGACUGACUUCUCAGAGCAGUUCCAAUUACUACAAGAUCUGCAGCUAAAAAUAGCAGCAAAACUCUUAAGGAGUCAAAUACCCCCCAAUGUGCCUCCUCUAGCUUCAGGUCUAGUCCUAAAAUACCCUAUCUGCCUACAGUGUGGCCGAUGUUUGGGAUUUAAUUGCUGUCAUAAAUUACAGACCACUUUUGGGCCUUAUCUGCUUAUCUAUCCACAACUCCACCUUGUAAGCACUCCAGAAGGCCAUGGAGAGAUUCGGUUGCAUCUUGGCUUUAGGUUGCGAACUGGAAAAAGAUCCCAAGUCUCAAAGUAUUGUGGAAGAGAAAGACCUGUCGCACAAAAGAAUCCUGUACCAGCAUCACAAAGGAAAGGUAAAAUCGAUACUCAAGCUUCCAAGAGUCCUGCUCCCACAAUAGAUUUCCAAUCCGGGUCUUCCCAGUCUCCUGCUCCUGUACAAGUCCACAUCAGGCGAAGGCAAUGUGACAGUCCAGAGCUGGUAAAAAAGAGAAACAUUGGAGACCCUGGGCACUAUGACUUCAUUCAAGUUCACUCUCUAUCAGACAGUGCCUCUGAAAGCGAUCAGGAUGAAAAAUGGGUUAGAGUGAGAACCAAAAAGACCUCUGUUUCAAAGUAUCCCAAGAAAAGACUCACUAAGAGACUUAGAACACAAAACACAAACAGCAGAACCACAACAGAAAGUCCCUGUGCAGAAUUACCAGCCCCUCCAAGGAGGAAGAGGACUGGAACAGUUCACACAAGCUCUGCCUCUCUAAAAAGACAAUCUAAGAAAUCUUCCCAACCCAGGUUCAUGCAAUUGCUGUUUCAGGGCCUAAAGCAGGCAUUCCAAACAGCACACCGAAUUGUAGCUUUUGUUGGACAGAAGCCCGGGGACAGGACAAUGCCAGACAGUUUGCCGUCAAGCAAAAACUGCCAUCCAAAACAAAAAGCCAGGGCCCAUCACUUACCGAGAGCUAACAAAAGAGACAAGAUGCCAGUUGGCACACAAAAGCCAACAGGUGCUGCCACUAAGCAGGAGCCCACGCCCUCAGGAGGAACAGAUCCAUGCAGUUCACCUGAAAGGCCAAAAGGAGCGCAAGCUCUCCAAUCCAGCCCUCUCCAGCUGCCUGAGCCCAGAGUUUCCCAAAGAGAUCUCAGUCUCCAGGCUACGGCCGUCAUCCAGCCUCUGGAUACAGUUCAAAACGACAGUAGCAGCAGAGCAAAGAAAAGGUUCUGCAGAAACGAAACCAGGCAGGGGUCUAAGGACUUGCCCCAACCAGGAAGCAGAGUUCAGGCUCGAGGGAGGACCCUACCUGGUCACCCUAGGAAGAGAGUCUCACCCUGUGAGGAGAAGCCCACAGCCCAAGAGCGCAACCCCCGCGGCUGCUUCAGGGAGAGGCUCUCCCGACAUUGCUCCGAGGGGCACUUACACAGUCCCUCCGAGAGGAGCCAGCGCAGCCCCUCCGAGAGGACCCUUCGCAGUCUCUCGGAGCGCAGCCACCGCAGUCGCUGUCGGAGAAACCAUCGCAGUCCUUCCGAGAGAACCCUGCAAAGUCUCUCGGAGAGAAGACACCACAGUCCCCGGGAGAGGCGCCCUCACAGCCCUUCGGAGAGAAGCCGAGGCAGCCCCUCCGAGAGGAGACAUCGCGGUCCCCGAGAGGGGGUCCGCCACGGUCCCUCAGACAGGAGCCCCCGCUGCCCCGCAGACAGCAGCCGCCUCGCCCCCUCAGAGGGGAGCCUUGGCAGCGCCUCCGAGAGGAGAGGAUUCAGCUACUGUGGGAGGAACCGGCACGCUCCCCCCGCGAUGAGGCAGCUCAGGCUUUCUGAGAGGAGCCGGCGCAGUCAGUCGGAGAGAACGUAUCCCAGCCCCACCGAGAGGAGCCGCCACAGCCACUCGGACAGGAGCCGGCGCAGCCACUCCGAGAGGAGCGGGCGCAGCCACGCGGAGAACAUCCCUCCGAGUCCCGCGAAGGAGAGACCCCAGCACGGUUCCCCUAAGGAGAGGCCCAGGCACAGUCUGUCUAAAGAUGUCAAGAGUUGCUCAAACACGUCUCCCAGGAGCCACACGGAAAAACCUCAAAGCAGGGCAAGUUUGGAGGCCUGAAAUGAGUCGCUGAGGAGAGAUCGCCCCUGUUGCUCACUGUCUCCCUCGAGUUUCGCUGACCUGCCUUUUCCUGGCUUCCUUCCUGCCCCCUCCGCCGUGGAAGGGCUUCUGCUCUCUCUACCUGAGGGGAGGGGGGGUGAGAAGGGGUCUGUAAUUUCUCUAAAAUCAAUAAAGGGGCCAAACUUGAAAUCUAUGUGCCUUUAGAAGACCACUCGUGGGGUGGGUGGAGAACGGACGGUCCCAAGGUGGCGUGCGAACGGAUGCAACAGGAGAGAGAGGUCCCG
Oryctolagus cuniculus (rabbit) is the source of this 18458-nucleotide messenger RNA. The record is from RefSeq and is a predicted model, not a curated record. Lineage: Eukaryota; Metazoa; Chordata; Mammalia; Lagomorpha; Leporidae.